CUUUUAGCAGACACAUUUAAGACCUGCUCAUCCAAAAAUAAAAAAUCAAUACUUUGGAGUUGUGCAGACGCUCUGACAUCCAGCAACUUCCAUUAACCCAUGUUUGGGAUAUGUAAAGUCACUCACAACAUAUGUUUACAACUUGUUUUCUUACUUAAUACAUAUAAACUGAAUUUUACAAAUUAAAUAAAUUAAGGUGAAACUUUUUGUAUAGUCGACUGUGAUAUUUUAGAAAUAGUUCGUCUUACAAUUCAAUAAUUAGUCUCAAUGAAGGUAUCCGCAUAUACAGGUAUGAAUCUACGCGGUGAAAUCCGGGAAAGUAUAUCUCUCGAUGAAGAUGAUCUAAGCGAUGUAGAAGAUGAAGUUUUUAUUAGAGAUGGAAAAAACGGUUAUAAGUUUGCAGACGAUUUAACUGUAAAACGUCCGCUGAUGGCCAUAAGACGAAAAUGCGGAAGGCCCGAUGGACUUGGAACGUCGAGGUUAAAAGCGAAACCUUUGUGCAAAGAUUUUUGCAGACCUUGUUGCUACGUUUUCGCAGCUCUCAGCAUAUUAAUUGGUUUAAUAAUUUUAGUAGUGGUGUUAGUAUCAAUUUAUCCUCUGCCUUUGGGUAAAUUCAGAGACUGGUUGAUAAAAAAAUCGCAGAGGGCGGAUGAUUUCAAAGUGAAUAAGCUUCUGCCGUGUGAUAGUUUAAAAGUAACUGAUGUAUGGUCGGUAAAUUUACCUAAACUUACCACUGAUUCGCCUGUACGAAUCUUGGAUGUCAAUAGCGAUGGGACUGAUGAUAUUAUUUUCGGAUUUGGGACAGGUGACAAUUACAACAUCUUACCCCCGGAUAUAUUUUGCCCUAUAUUCAUGGGCGUUCCAUAUCCUUGCGAAGGAGGUGUUAUAGCCUUAAAUGGAUUAACGGGUGACAUAAUAUGGAGACAUUGGUUCAACGAUACGAUAUUCUCUAUACAAUGUACAGUAGACAUUAAUGGUGACAAGCAGAAUGAUUGUUUGGUCAUAGGCAUGGAAGGGACAAUUGCAAUAAUCAAUUCCAAAAACGGAACAACUAUAUGGACUCUAAACACAGGAAGGCUCAAUGUUUUCGUUGCGUCUUUCAUUCCAGAUCAAAAUAACGAUUCUGUACCGGAUAUUAUCGCAUCGCAUUCCUCUUUAAACACUGAACGAGAUGGCCAUCUAGUUUUGUUUUCCGGUAAAACCGGAAAAGAAAUAAAAAACGUAAGGACUCCAGGGGACGCUAAAAUUUUUUACAUGCCUCAAAUUCUCGUUCAAAAUAGUACAACGUCGUUUGUAAUAUUUGGUACUGGAUCGCCAUCUUCUGGCGGAAACUUAACUGCAGCACCUAUAGAAGAUAUUUCUAUAGGAGUUUUGGGUAACUCGACAAAAAGCAUAUACGAAGAUAAAUUCAAAGGAAUAUUAACCCAAUCAGUUCUCGUAGACAUCACAGGAGAUAAUAUUCCAGAUAUAAUAACAGCCAUGUACAAUUCAACUUUGGUCGCCAUAAAUGGUAAAAAUUUCGAACAAAUCUGGAAUUUCACAGUGCCUGGUCCCAGUCCAGAGACUAAUAUCAGUCCAACUCCGGCUUACUUCAAUUUCGAUAAUGUUACGGAUUUUUUGAUUAUUUAUCAGAAAUACGACGACAUUCUCAAUUAUAACUACACACAAACCUUCAUAAUUGAUGGUAAAUCUGGUGAAUCCAUGUACAGACCCAUAACCGGUGGAGUAAUAAGCCAGUCUAGUGGUUUAACCGUUAGUUCUGAAUCUUAUGGUUACGAUAUGUACUUAUUUUGGACUUCAGAAUGUACCAAUCUAGGAAAUUUGAAAAAACUGGACGAAACGAAAGCUAGCGAUAUGUAUGGAGAAUGUUUAGACCACUCUAACAACACCGUGGGAUUAAAAUUAAAUGCCUUAAGUCAGUUCCACCAGCCACCGGGAUUUGUCGUUUAUAAUUCAGUUGAAAGAAUUCCGAGCGAAUUCAACACGCACAUUUCUAUUUUAAAGCAAUUGAAAGAAUAUUACAAGUCGCAUCCGAAGAUACACAUUAGUAGUUCAGGGCAGUCGGAAGUUGACGAAGGUUAUAAAACUGAUUCGAUACCGAUAGGUAUUAAAAAAUAUGGAGCGUCUAGCUUUAGACAUAAUAAGGAUCGCAAUGCUGGUUUGCAAAAUUAUAUGGCCGUUAACGACGAUAUGGAAAGUUUUCCUGAAGAAAGAGAUACAGCAUUAUUGGACCAAGACUACGACGACAACAACUACUAUCCAUCAAUGGAAAACACCAUCCCUUACGAUCCAAAACACUCGCCUCUCGAUCGGAAUCUAGAAAUGGCCAACACCAGAGAUCCUAGAAGCAAAGACAACACUAACAUCUCCAGAAGGCAAGAGACGUCAUCGAGCAAAAAAAAGAAUUUGUCCGAAAAAAAUAACGGAAUUUACGAUUACACCAACGUCCGAAGAUCGAGAAACAGACUCCUGCACGACGUCGACUACGUACCGACGGAGAUCUUAAAAGAUUCAUACGUCAAAAAUGAAGAAAUGCGAUUGAGAAAGUCCAGGUUCGAACAAAGGGACGUCAAUACUCAUAUAGACAAAAUCAAGGAGAAGGAGGAAAUACAGAAAAUUAUUAAGAAACAGAUCGAAGAAGCUAAGAAGAAUGAAUCGUUGAGUUUGUGGGAUUUGGAGUCUGAGAAGGAAAUGAAGGAUUGGUUGGACAGACAAUAUAGAUCCAAAAGAGAUGCUAAUUUCAGUUUAGAUGGAACUGUUAAAGUUACAUCAGUAGGAGCAAUUUUAGACUCAUUUAACACAACAAAUACAACAAAUUCGUUCGAUAUAAUUUUCGUCACUUAUUGGCAACCGACAAUAAAAAAGAAAGAAGAAUUUUUAAAACUGGACAUUCAAGAAUGUAUUCGAGAUAAACUAGAACAAGAUAAAACGGCUCACGUUGACCAAAAAACGACGGAUAAAGAACAACGCGAGCUCUUCGAAGGAGAAUGUCUGGAAGAGCAAGCCAAUCUCAAAAACGAGUUCAGUUUUUUUAAUCAAUUAAACCGACUCAGACUUGGUCAAAUGACUCUUUACAGAUUGAGGAUACAAUGCGAUUGCGUGAACAAAAAACAGAACGAGAGUUGCGCCAAAUUUCUGCCGAAAGAGAAACAAAGCUGGCCCAGCUAUUUAGGCAGGUUGGGCGAUGGGGUAUUUUUUAAAAAGGGGUAAAAGGUUAGGAAGGAAACCCGAAUAGAGAAAAUACCAUUACAUCACGAUGCGCACUUGUCCGCUCUUAUCAAUCGCCUUGGUAACAUCGCUGUUAAACUAAUCGUACCUGCCAAUGGUUUGAAAUCUAGCUAUUUAAAAAAUGUGAUGUAGAUGGGAGAUGUGUGACGUAAUGAUAUCGUCUCUAUUCGGGAUUCCUGGGCCUUAAAAUUUGUCAGUAAACUGAAAUCGCUGAUGCUUUCGAUUUUGGCGAAGGGAUAAUCGAAAUUUAAGACACCCAGUAGAACAAGGCUAAAUGAAAAUGUGAAUUUAGUCGUACAUAAUUAACUUGUUAAAUUUUAAUUCUUUUUCUGAUUAAAUAACAACAGAAACACUUCUAAAAUUGCUGGAAUUACGAUUAUUUGAAUUAUGUAUGAAUAAGAAAAAUGGCUGUGACGGAUCUACAGAUGCAGAUAUGGACUCAUGACUUUUUUUACACAGGGUGUUUUUGUCCGGGGUGCAAUUGUCCUGUUACGCAUUUUUUACUUGCGGGCGCUUGUCUAUGUAACUGCUUUGAAUUUUAGAAUAUUUUAGAUAUUUGAAAAACGAUUCAAUAAAGCAAAUAAUCUUCCAUCAAAAAAAGAAUAUUAAUAAAAAUUAAUAAUGAUGUUUCUGUUUUAAUAUUUCUAUGGUAUGUAUUUUUACGUAUUAUGUUGUAUUAUUGUAAUUAAAAUAAAAAAUUUAAUACAUAUAUCAAACAAUCAUUAUAAUAAAAAGAUAUUUCUGUGCAUUAACGUAUUUCUUUUUAAUUUUUUAUAAAUAUAGGGUAAUACUUGUAUAUUAUAUUCAACUAUACAGAUAGUCUCAAAAAAAUCAAAUUGAUUAAGAAUGGGACACAGAACAACUGAAGAUUCUUUGAUUCAAAAUACGACGAUCAAACGAAAAACUUGUUUAGAUAAAAUAUUAAUGGUUUCCAAAAUACAGGUUGUUAAAAUUGAAAAUUCAAUAUUUAUUAUUGGCUCUUAUUUUUUAUACCUAACACCAAAAAAUCAGUCAAAUAAAUUUUGCCAGUGGCGUACGGCUUAAUAAGUAACACCUUCGUCCCCACCAAAUUUUACCCUACUGUUCAAAAACUUAUUUAGACUAUACUUUUACAUUUUUUGAUGUGUUAAAAUAAAUCAUGUACUCUUGUUGGGAACUCAUAAACUGAUUGGUUUUCGAGAUAUACACACUUAACGGUGGAUAUUCUUCAUUUUAAUUUAUUUU
Messenger RNA from Psylliodes chrysocephalus, 4452 nucleotides. The record is from the annotation of a GenBank genome assembly. NCBI's taxonomy places the organism in Eukaryota, Metazoa, Arthropoda, Insecta, Coleoptera, Chrysomelidae.